AAUAAUUUUCUGCAAAAUUUAAUGUGAGUGGGUGGUGAACUCAAUAAGUGGGCGUUGGCUCAGUUCAAUUUACGGAGUCCGUAACAUUCAGUUUAUUUUUGUGUCACGUGGGAGAAUGAGUCGUCAUGACAACUAAACCGUGGUCCAUGAUUUUUUAUAUGGAGUCAAGUUUCUGUAUUUCUCUCCUUGUUUAGAAGCAAUGGAGCAUUCUAAAAGUCAAUUAGACUGGCACAACCCGGCAGCCAAAGCCAGGUCUCUCCUUCCAGCCAUACCAGUUGUCCCCUCUUCACACGAGCAGCCUUCGCCCUUCUACCAACUGGUCCUUGAUAACUUGGAGAACCCUCCCAUCCUCAAACGUGCCUCCUGGACGAGAGCAGCACCUUUCAAGGAGGAGAGGCAUGCCCGGAGCCCCUCGGAGUCGAUUGCUAAUAACUUCACACCAAGUGCAGCUAAUCUCAGACUGAGAGCAUUGAAAAGGAGAACGAGAUCAUCUCCUGCAUCAAAGAUCCUAUCUUCCCAUCCUCCCAUUCCUGUCCCACUCGGCUAUCAUGAGCACCAACGGCCACUGGUCCUCAGACCAGCCACCACUAGAGGAGGACGCAUUCUCAACUCGUCACGUUUGGGCAGCAGAGGAGGAUCAAGAGAAGAAGGAGAGAGAAAAGGAAGAGGAGGAGGAGGGAGUGAGAGAGGAGAGGGAGGAAUAAAACACUCGCCGUCUCGUCCGAUGAGCCCAAGGGAACAGUUCAAUCAGAUGGGACUGCAGGAGGAAUGGAGGAAGAGAAUGAAUGGGGCACCUUCUGAUAAAGAUGAAGAGAGGUACAAGUACUACAUCACUCAUGGAGUGAGAGUCCAAGAUAUUGAGCCGAUGCCCUUGGGCCAGAUGAACCUGUUUUAUGAUCGAGUCUCACCUUUCCUUACCUCUAACCCAGACUAUGCCAGUCUAUGCCACUCACUGGAGGAAGAAAUAUUAACAGACUAUCAGUACAGCCUCAAGAAAGCUGUAGUUGAUUACAUACUCAUUGAUCCUGAAGAGAAAAAGAGAUUGAAUAUCAAUGCACUACCACUAUCAUCACCAAGAAGGAUAAUAAGGGCACCAGUUCCAUGGCAUUUCAGCUACAGGGAGACACUGGAGGCUCAGCAGGUUCAGCUAUUCAUUGGGAAUAGAGUGUUACUGGAACUGAAUAACCUUUGGCACAACAAAUAUUCUCAUUUGAGAUUUGUGCUCUGCAAGAAUCUCUGUAAUGCAGCUCUUCCCCUCAAACCUGAAGACUUUGAAGCACUCGUCAAACAGCAAUGCAGCGAGUGUAGGAAAACACUGGAGAAUGAGUGGAUUCUUGAUUGUGGUGGCAUACUACGUGAGUAUAGAGACAGUUGGUCACAUUUGAUACCGAAUGAGCCAGAGGAGAGAGCAAUACUGGCAGAGCACUUCUUCAAUGCUGUCUGUAGUCUGAUGGCCAGGCAGCUAAGGGACUGUGUUAAAGCAUCAAUUGACGAGUUUAUAUCUUUUCUUAAGAUUUAUCAGUGUGGUAACAAGUACGAAGAUGAUAAAUUUCAUGAUCUUCUCUAUACAUCACAACCUGUUCUUCAUCUUGAUGUCCUUAUCAAAAGAGCUGAUCUAGUGUUUGAUCCACCUCUGGAGCAGUUGGAGAACAUCAUUAACAGAUUAGUUACUGUUAUAGUUGAAAGUGCACACGACCUACCAAGAGUUGAGCACGUCUUGUUUCCUGAUCUUCAUGGUCACAGGAUGAUUAUUCCUGCCAUGACAAUUUAUGAUGAAACUGUUCUAUUCACGCGCCGUGAGGCCAACCUUUUACUCAAGGCUAACUUUGCAGGAAUUAAAAAGUACAAGAAAAUGUAUGAUCAAUAUAAGAAGUAUUUGGACGGGACAGCGGGCCAAGAACUUGAAGCAUUUCUUAAAGAAGAAGAUGUACCACUUACUGACUAUGGAAAGCGUAUUAAUCGUCUGCAAGAGACGUCAGGUUUUCUAAAGGUUCUUCGCUGCUCGGUGUAUCUUAAUUUUUUUUUCCUCAACGUCGAGUCUGUCAAUGUUCACAUUGUUGGACUGAUUGAUGAACUUGUUAAGAAACUAAACAAAAGACUCAUCGACCAGAACAGAGACAUCAAUAGAGAUUUGUGUAGACAAUAUGAUGAAAUAUCAGCCAAAGUCUACGAAGAUCCUGACAAUACUGAUAACCUUGUUGAGCUGAUGCAGUUUCUAACUAAAUCACGUGAUGAGACUGUGUACAAGCUAAAGAUGGAGGUCAAGGAAGCAGCAGAUAGGGUUAUGUUUCUUUUUAACUAUGUCAACUUUUCAGAUGAUGACUUAAAGUUGAACAGCCAGACUUUCAACUGGCCUGAUAAGAUGGAUCCGAUCUUUGAAGUGAGUCAGAGGAGACUUCUCUCAAGGAGAGAAAAAGCUGAGGCUGACCUCAAGGAGAAGGUGGUUAAGUUCGAGGAGCAGCUAACAGAAUAUCACAACGCCAUUGAGUUGUAUAAAGAUAAAGAAGUUCCUCGUAAUGUUGAUGACAUCAGGUCUGUUGUUGAGCAGUUGAAUGAACUUGGAAAGAAACUGGAGGCUUCUAAAGAAGAAGCAAUGUCAAUCAACAAUGAGGAAGAGUUGUUUGAGUGGGAGGUGACAGCAUUCCCUCAGAUACAGACUGGUAUUACACUCAAGGAACCUUUUGAUAGACUCUGGGCAACGGCCCUUGAUUUUCACAUCAAGCAUGACAAAUGGCUUAAUGGUCCAUUCAUUGAGCUUGAUGCUGAAGAGGUGGAGGAGGAGUUGGGCAGCAUGUGGCGAACAAUGCACAAGCUCUCAAGAACAUUUGCCGACAAUCCGAACCCGAAACGCUCGGCCGAGAUAACAAAAUCAAAACUGGACAAGUUUAAGCAACACUUGCCGCUACUCCAGACAUUUUGCAAUCCAGGAAUAAGAGACAGGCACUGGAAGAGUAUGUCUGAGAUUGUUGGAUUCGAUUUAAAGCCACAGCCUACCACACCAUUGAGUAUAAUGAUUGGCUAUGGACUGGAUAAACAUCUUGAAAAGUUGGAAGAGAUUGGUGCUUCAGCCAGUAAAGAGUAUUCCCUUGAGAAAGCAAUGGAUAAGAUGAAAACUGAGUGGAAGGACAUUUGCUUUAAUUUCUUACCUUAUCGUGACACUGGCAUAUCAAUAUUGUCAUCAGUGGAUGAUGUUCAGAUGCUGUUGGAUGAUCACAUUGUCAAAGCACAGACAAUGAGGGGCUCUCCUUUCAUCAAACCAUUUGAAGCAGAAAUAAAAGAAUGGGAAGAGAAGCUACUCCUAAUGCAGGACAUACUGGACGCAUGGCUUAAGUGUCAAGCCACGUGGCUCUAUUUAGAGCCCAUUUUCUCCUCUGAGGACAUAAUGGCACAGAUGCCUGAAGAAGGAAGAAAGUUUUCAAUUGUUGAUAGAUACUGGAAGGACAUCAUGACAGGAUCAGUUAAAGACACUCAUGCGCUGGUUGUCACUGCACAAAAGAACAUGCUAAGUCGUUUAACUGAAUCAAACUCGCUCCUUGAAGAAAUACAAAAAGGACUCAACGACUAUCUUGAAAAGAAGAGGCUUUACUUCCCUCGCUUCUUCUUCCUCUCUAAUGACGAGCUCCUUGAGAUAUUAUCAGAGACAAAGGACCCGCUAAGAGUCCAGCCUCAUCUCAAGAAAUGUUUUGAAGGCAUUGCAAAGUUGGAGUUCACAGAGACUCAGGAAGUGAAGGGUAUGAUCAGCAGCGAGAAGGAGAGUGUUCCCUUCUCUGAGACUGUCAUACCUGCUGAAGCUAGAGGUAUGGUAGAGAAGUGGUUACUGAGAGUCCAGCAAGUAAUGAUUAAGAGUUUAUGUGAUGUCACUGCUGACUCAGUUAAAGCAUAUCCAGUGACAUCACGGGAUCAGUGGGUCUUAGACUGGCCCGGACAGAUUGUUAUAUCAGUCAGUACUAUAUACUGGACACAGGAAGUGAAUGAUGCUAUUGUCAAUGGAACUUUAAAAGAUUAUCUUGCUCAGUGUACCGGUCAGAUUAAUAGGAUAGUUGAAAUGGUUAGGGGAAAGUUAGCUAAAAUGGCCCGUACUACACUUGGGGCUCUCACUGUCAUUGAUGUUCACGCAAGGGAUGUAGUAGCUAAACUGUAUGAGGACAAAGUCUCCUCCCCUAACGACUUCCAAUGGAUAAGUCAGUUGAGGUAUUACUUUGAAGAUGGGAAGGUCUUAGUUAAAAUGAUAACAACUGAGGUUCCCUAUGGUUACGAGUAUCUGGGCAAUACUGGUAGACUUGUUAUUACUCCACUAACUGAUAGAUGCUAUCGUACACUAAUGGGAGCAAUCAAACUGAAUCUUGGUGGAUCACCUGAAGGGCCUGCUGGUACUGGAAAGACAGAGACAUGCAAAGAUCUAGCCAAGGCUGUUGCUAAACAGUGUGUGGUGUUCAACUGCUCUGAUGGAUUGGACUAUAAAGCAAUGGGGAAGUUCUUCAAGGGUCUAGCCCAGGCUGGAGCUUGGGCUUGUUUUGAUGAGUUCAACCGCAUUGAGCUUGAAGUACUGUCUGUCAUAGCUCAGCAGAUACAGUGCAUCCAACUGGCGGUGGUGCAGAAACUGAAGCGGUUUAUGUUUGAAGGGACAGAGAUAUCACUGGACCCAUCUUGUACUUGUUUCAUCACCAUGAACCCUGGCUACGCUGGGAGACAAGAACUACCAGACAAUCUUAAAGUGUUGUUUCGUACAGUAGCCAUGAUGGUUCCUGAUUAUGCUCUGAUUGGAGAGAUCUCGCUGUAUUCAAUGGGUUUUGUUGAUGCUAGGAGUCUGGCUGCUAAGAUAGUAGCAACUUAUAGGCUCUGCUCAGAGCAGCUUUCAUCACAGCAUCACUAUGAUUAUGGUAUGAGAGCUGUAAAGUCGGUAUUAACAGCAGCAGGUAACCUCAAGCUACAGUAUCCUGAAGAAGACGAGAGCAUAUUAUUACUGAGAGCCAUUAACGAUGUAAACUUACCGAAAUUCCUUGCGCACGAUUUGCCUCUUUUUGCUGGCAUCACGAGCGAUCUCUUCCCUGGAGUGACCCUACCCCAACCUGACUAUGAAUACAUGACUGAUGCCCUCAAUGAUAACAUUGCUCGUAUGGGCCUACAGUCCGUCCCUUGGUUCAUCUCUAAGAUUAUACAAAUAUACGAGAUGAUGUUAGUCCGUCAUGGGUUCAUGAUAGUAGGGGACCCAAUGGGAGGGAAAACCAGUGCUUAUAAAGUACUGGCAGCUGCACUAGCUGACUUACAGACGAGUGGGCUCCUUGAGGAGUUCAAGGUUGACUAUCGUAUUAUUAACCCAAAGAGUAUCACAAUGGGCCAGUUGUAUGGUUCCUUUGAUCCAGUGUCCCACGAGUGGUCUGACGGGGUAUUGGCUAAUUCUUUCAGAGAGCAGGCAUCAGCGACCGAUGAGAAUAGGAAGUGGAUAGUCUUUGAUGGGCCAGUUGAUGCUAUUUGGAUUGAGAAUAUGAAUACUGUACUGGAUGAUAAUAAAAAGCUCUGCCUGAUGAGUGGUGAGAUUAUUCAGAUGAGUAAUAAACAGAAUCUCAUAUUUGAGCCGGAGGAUCUUGAGGUAGCAUCACCAGCGACUGUCUCAAGGUGUGGUAUGAUAUAUAUGGAGCCUCAUCAGUUGGGAUGGAGGCCACACUUUAACUCAUACAUGAACACUCUCCCUGACUCGAUCAAUGAAGAGAACAGAUCAAUGAUUCGUGAUCUCUUUGAUUGGCUCGUUGAUCCUUGUCUUGAUUUCGUGCGUCACGAGUGUCAGCUCUUUGUGAACACGUCAGAUAUUCAUUUAACAGUAUCUUUAAUGAGACUGUACUCCUGUUUGAUGGAAGAAAUAAAGAAGUCUGGUAGUGUUGAAGGUUCUGAGAUGUCACAGAUGCAGAUAUCACUGUGGCUACAGUGUCUCUUCCUUUUCUCUCUUAUCUGGUCCGUGGGUGGUACCAUGAACGGAGACUCGAGGACUAAGUUUGACGUGUUCUUUCGUACCAUAGUAUCCGGAACAGACACUAAUCACCCUAGACCAAAGAGCUUUAAACUUGGAAAGGCUAACUUGUUUCCAGAGAGAGGAACUGUUUUUGAUUAUUUUUUCCAGAAGAAUGGUGGAAUCUGGGCCAGUUGGGAGGACAGCAUUGAAAGGAAUAUGACUGUAGCAGCAGAUGUUAAAGUCAGUGAUCUUAUCAUACCUACAGUGGAUACAACCAGGCAGACAUUUUUCUUGCAAACGUUUGUCAAUAAUGAGAUACCAGUUCUGUUUGUUGGUCCAACAGGUACUGGUAAAUCAGCCCUCACCAACAGCUUCCUAGUUAAACUACCAAAAGACAAAUAUGUUCCAAAUACGAUUAAUUUUUCUGCUCGCACUUCAGCUAAUCAAACUCAAGACAUCAUCAUGUCAAAGCUUGAUAGGCGUAGAAAGGGUGUGUAUGGCCCAGGUAUGGGGAAGAAGUCUGUUGUAUUUGUUGAUGAUCUCAAUAUGCCUGCUAAAGAGAAGUAUGGGGCACAGCCUCCCAUUGAGCUACUGAGACAAUGGAGGGACCACUACCACUGGUAUGACAAGAAAGACACCUCUAAACUGGAGCUGGUUGAUGUGUUGUUAGUAUCAGCAAUGGGUCCUCCUGGAGGUGGUAGGAACAACAUUACUGGUCGAUUCACUCGUCACUUCAACAUAAUAUCAAUAGAGUCUUUUGAUGAUAAUACACUGACUAGGAUAUUCACUACAAUGGCUGAUGCUCACUUUAGCAGAGGAUAUGAUGGUGUUUUCAAUAGACUGGGAAAAGUGAUGGUUCUUGCUACAAUGUCAGUGUACAAAUCAGCAGUAACCACAUUCCUUCCCACACCAACCAAGUCUCACUAUGUCUUUAACCUGAGGGACUUCUCAAGAGUAGUGAGAGGAGUGUUGCUGGUACCCAAGACACAUUUGACUGAAGGAGAUAAGCUAAUCAGACUCUGGGUACAUGAAAUUUAUAGGGUCUUUUAUGAUAGACUUAUUGAUGAUAAGGACAGGCAGUAUUUCUUUGAUAUUGUCAAGGAGACGAUGCAGAACCAGUUCAAAGUGAGUCUUGAUAAGGUUUUAAAGAGACUGGCCUCACCCACUGGAGAGCUAAAAGACGAUGACAUUCGUGGCCUUUUCUUUGGUGAUUAUAUUAAUGCUAAUAGUGACCUGAGACCCUAUGAUGAGAUCACUGACUUUGAGGAACUAACUACUGUCAUUGAAACGUAUCUUGAUGAGUAUAAUCAGGUCACCAAGACUCCAAUGAAGCUCGUUAUGUUCAAGUUCGCUAUUGAGCAUGUGUCCAGAAUCAGUCGUGUACUCAAGCAGGACAAUGGACAUGUACUCUGCAUUGGUAUUGGAGGGAGUGGGCGUCAGAGUGCUACCAAACUGGCUACAUACAUGGCAGGCUAUGAUCUGUUUCAAAUCGAAAUCACUAAAAACUACACAACAGUUGAAUGGAGAGAUGACAUUAAGAAAAUGAUGAUUAAAGCUGGCACUGAGGGCAAAGCUGUUGUAUUCCUCUUCAGUGACAAUCAGAUCAAAGAUGAAUCAUUUGUUGAAGAUAUCAACAUGAUCCUUAACACUGGGGACGUACCUAAUAUCUUCCCUGCUGAUGAGAAGGCAGAGAUUAUUGAGAAGAUGCAAGUCAUUGCUAGAACACAGGGUAAGAAGAUAGAGGCUACUCCUUUGUCAAUGUACAACUACUUCAUUGAGAGAGUGAGAGAGAACCUUCACGUAGUACUAGCAAUGAGUCCUAUUGGAGACGCAUUUAGGAACCGACUCAGAAUGUUCCCUUCACUUAUCAACUGUUGUACCAUUGACUGGUUCCAGGCAUGGCCGCAAGAUGCUCUUGAGAUGGUUGCCAAUAAGUUCCUUGAAGAUGUUGAUAUGGAUGACAAGACAAGAAUCCACUGUGUAUCAAUGUGUCAGUACUUCCAUCAGAGUGUAAGGACAUUAUCUGAGAAGUUCUUCAGUGUCUUGAGGCGUCACAAUUAUGUGACUCCUACUUCCUACCUUGAGCUCAUAUUGACUUUUAAGAAACUCUUUGGACUCAAAAGAAAUGAAAUUUUACUCCUCAAGCAGCGCUACACCACUGGCCUGGAGAGACUGGAGUUUGCUGCUUCUCAAGUGUCAGUAAUGCAACAAGAGCUAACUGAUUUGAGGCCAGAGCUCAUUAAAACAAGUGAGGAGACUGCCAAACUGAUGGUAAAGAUUGAGAAGGACACCAUAGAAGCAGAAGCAAAGAAAGAAGUUGUUGCUGCAGACGAGGCAGUAGCCAAUAAAGCUGCUGCAAAGGCUCAAGCAAUCAAAGAUGACUGCGAGAGUGAUCUUGCUGAAGCAAUCCCAGCACUAGAGGCAGCCAUAGCUGCCCUGAACACGCUCAAACCGAGUGACAUCACUCUAGUAAAGGCAAUGAAGAACCCUCCAUCAGUUGUUAAGCUGGUGAUGGAGGCAGUUUGUAUCAUGAGGGGAAUGAAACCAGAGAGAAAGCCUGAUCCUAGUGGAUCGGGGAAGAUGAUAGAGGACUACUGGGGGACGUCACAGAAACUGCUGGGAGACAUGAAGUUCCUUGACUACCUUAAGAAUUAUGAUAAGGAUAACAUACAGCCAGCCAUCAUGAAGAAAAUAAGAGAAAAGUACAUAACAAAUGCAGAGUUUCAUCCAGAUGUAGUGAAGACAGCAUCCACUGCCUGUGAGGGAUUGUGCAAGUGGACGCGUGCCAUGGAAGUCUAUGACAGAGUGGCCAAAGUCGUCGCUCCAAAGAAAGAAAGUCUUGCCAUUGCAGAGCAAGAAUUGUCCGUACAAAUGGAGAAAUUGAACACUAAAAGAGCUGAACUAAAAGCUGUAUUGGAUAAGCUCCAGUCCCUCAAUGACGAGUUUGAUGCUAUGACUGCAAAGAAGGAGCAGCUCGAAGAGAACAUUGACAUUUGCUCAAAGAAGCUAGACAGAGCUGAGAAACUGAUAGACGGACUGGGAGGAGAGAAGGACAGGUGGAGCGAGGCAGCAAGAGAGCUCGGACAAUUAUACGAUAAUGUAACAGGGGACGUCCUCCUUUCCUCAGGAAUAGUUGCUUAUUUAGGAGCGUUCACUGUUGACUUUAGACUAGAAUGUGUCAGAGAGUGGCACCGGUUGUGUCUUAAUAAAGGUAUUCUCUGCUCUGAUCCAUUCUCACUUAGUAAGACACUUGGACAGCCAGUGACUAUUAGGAACUGGCAGAUAGCAGGACUACCAGUUGACUCAUUCUCUAUCGAUAACGGGAUCAUACUAUCAAACUCGCGUCGCUGGCCGCUGCUCAUUGACCCACAGGGUCAGGCCAAUAAAUGGAUCAAGAACCUUGAAAGACCCAAUAAACUAGCCGUUAUAAAACUCUCCGAUGCUAACUAUGCCCGUACACUUGAGAACUCUAUACAGUUUGGUACUCCAGUCCUCCUGGAGAAUGUUGGGGAGGAGCUGGAUCCACUUCUAGAGCCUCUGCUCCUCCGUCAGGUUUUCAAGCAAGGAGGAGUGGAGUAUAUUAGACUAGGAGAGAAUGUCAUUGAGUAUAGUCAGGACUUUAGGUUCUACAUAACUACGAGAUUUAGAAACCCUCACUACCUCCCCGAAGUAUCUGUUAAAGUGUGUUUGGUUAAUUUCAUGAUUACUCCUACUGGACUAGAGGAUCAGUUACUAGGUAUAUUGGCUGCUAGGGAGAAGCCAGAAUUAGAAGAAAAGAAAAAUGAGCUGAUAAUAGAGAGUGCAGCAAAUAAGAAACAGUUGAAAGAAAUUGAAGAUAAAAUUCUUGAAGUUUUAUCAGCAGAGGGUAAUAUAUUAGAGGAUGAGACUGCUAUUAAGAUACUCUCUUCAUCAAAGACACUAUCAGAAGAAAUACAAGCCAAACAAGAAGUUGCAUCAGCCACAGAGAAAGAAAUAGACGAGACUCGAAACGGCUACAAACCAGUCGCCUUUCACUCCUCAAUCCUAUUCUUCUGCAUAUCAGACUUAGCCAAUAUAGAACCAAUGUAUCAGUACUCACUAACCUGGUUCAUCAACCUAUACACACAGUCAAUAGCCAAUAGUGUCAAAUCAACUGACUUACAGGAAAGAAUAGCCAACCUUAACGAUCACUUUACCCUCAGUAUAUACAACAAUGUCUGUCGGUCUUUGUUUGAGAAGGAUAAACUAUUAUUUUCUAUAUUGCUAUGUAUCGGGUUACUUAAGGGACGUGGGGAGGUGGAGGACGAGAGUUGGAGGUUCUUGCUCACUGGAGGUGUGGCUUUAGAGAAUCCUCACCCAAACCCUUUCCCUUCUUGGCUGUCUGAUAAGUCGUGGGGUGAGAUAGUCAGAGCAUCUAAUCUACCAGAACUGAAAGGACUGAUGAAUGACUUCAGUCCAGAAUGGAAGACACUGUAUGAUUCUCCUACUCCUCAUGAGACAAAAUUUCCUAAUCCAUGGGAGAUGAAAGUCAAAGGACUGCAUCGUAUGAUUGUUCUAAGGUGCAUAAGACCAGACAAGAUAGUCCCUGCUGUUCAAAACUUCAUAACUGAUAAAAUGGGACAGCAAUACAUUGAGCCGCCUACCUUUGAUCUUGCUGGUAGUUUCUCUGACUCUCAUUGCUGUGCUCCUCUUAUAUUUGUACUCUCACCUGGGGCUGAUCCAAUGGCUGGACUGUUAAAGUUUGCUGAGGAUAAAGGAUUUGGUGGGAGUCGCUGUCAAACCAUAUCACUAGGACAAGGACAAGGUCCUAUAGCUGCUAAGAUGAUAGAUCAAGCUAUUGCUGAAGGUACUUGGGUUGUACUACAAAACUGUCACUUGGCCACAUCAUGGAUGCCUAAACUAGAGAAGAUAUGUGAAGAAGUCAUUAUACCAGAGAAUACACACAAGGAGUUCAGGCUCUGGCUGACAAGCUAUCCUUCUGAAGACUUCCCUGUCUCUAUACUACAGAAUGGUGUUAAAAUGACUAACGAGCCUCCCAAAGGAAUGAGAGCUAAUCUCCUUCGUUCAUACCUCAAUGAUCCAAUAUCUGACAAAACAUUCUUUGAAAACUGCAAUAAACCCAAGUACUGGAGGAAGCUGUUAUUUGGUUUGUGUUUCUUUCAUGCAAUGGUACAAGAGAGAAGGAAGUUUGGUGCUUUGGGUUGGAAUAUACCUUACGAGUUCAAUGAAUCCGACCUUAGAAUAUCAAUGAGACAAAUGCAGAUGUUUCUUAAUGAAUAUGAAGAAUUGCCUUUUGAUGCUCUCACUUAUUUGACUGGACAGUGUAAUUACGGUGGACGUGUAACUGAUGAUAAAGACAGGCGAUUACUAAUCUCUUUACUUUCUAUAUUCUAUACAAAGGAUAUCAUUGAAAAUGAAGAAUAUAAGUUUUCAUCAAGUCCAUUAUAUUAUGCUCCACCUCAUGGAGAGUUCCAGUCAUACAUUGACUAUAUCAGAUCACUGCCAAUAAUACCUCAUCCUGAAGUCUUUGGAUUGCAUGAAAAUGCUGACAUUACUAAAGAUAAUCAGGAAACAUUUCAAUUGUUUGAUAGCAUAUUGUUAACAUUGCCAAGGAUGACUGGAGGAGCUGGUAAGUCACCACAACAAGUUAUUGAUGAACUAGCGAGUGACAUACUUACCAAACUACCGCCUGACUUUAACAUGGAAAAAGUUAUGCACUUGUUUCCAGUUGUAUAUGAGGAGUCAAUGAAUACUGUACUGAGACAAGAGUUGAUCAGAUUCAAUAGAUUGACGUCAGUUGUUCGUUCAACAUUACAAAAUAUCAAAAAAGCACUCAAAGGUCUUGUUGUAAUGUCAUCAGAAUUAGAAAAUGUGUUUGAUAAUAUGAUUACUGGUAAAGUACCAGCAGUCUGGGCAGCUAAAUCUUAUCCAUCACUGAAACCUCUUGGUGGAUAUAUUAAUGACUUACUGGCAAGACUCAAGUUCUUUCAGGAUUGGAUUGAAAACAAAGCUCCUCCUGUGUUUUGGAUAUCAGGCUUUUACUUUACUCAAUCCUUCUUGACAGGUGUAUCACAGAAUUUUGCUAGAAAAUACACAAUACCAAUUGAUAAGUUAGGAUUUCAGUUUGAAGUACUGGAAGAAGAAGAUACUAUGUCUCAGAAACCUGAUGAUGGAGCUUAUGUUAAAGGUUUAUUUAUGGAAGGUGCUCGCUGGGACAGAGAAGCAAAGGUGAUUGGUGAAUCAAAGCCAAAGUCCCUCUAUGACAACCUACCCAUAAUCUGGUUAAAGCCUGGUGAAACACUCAAAUUUAAACUAGCUCCAACUUAUGCUGCUCCAGUUUAUAAGACUAGUGCUAGGAGAGGUACACUCUCAACCACUGGACACUCUACUAAUUAUGUACUUACCAUGCAACUGCCUUCUGAUAAACCAGAGAGCCACUGGAUCAAUAGAGGAGUAGCUAUACUCUGCCAAUUGGACGAUUAAUAUCACUUAAUUUACAAAUUUUAAAUCUUUAGAGCUAUUAUUGUCAAUUAAAAUAA
Messenger RNA from Amphimedon queenslandica, 12465 nucleotides. Its product is annotated as dynein heavy chain 3, axonemal. The coding region runs from base 200 to 12409 and encodes 4069 amino acids. The transcript has 66 exons. NCBI's taxonomy places the organism in Eukaryota, Metazoa, Porifera, Demospongiae, Haplosclerida, Niphatidae. Gene Ontology annotation, cellular component: dynein complex. Gene Ontology annotation, molecular function: dynein light intermediate chain binding; ATP binding; minus-end-directed microtubule motor activity. Gene Ontology annotation, biological process: microtubule-based movement. The record is from RefSeq and is a predicted model, not a curated record.